Molecule: messenger RNA, 1923 nt
Organism: Botrytis byssoidea
Lineage: Eukaryota; Fungi; Ascomycota; Leotiomycetes; Helotiales; Sclerotiniaceae
Exons: 2
Coding region: 1-1923 (640 amino acids)
Biological process (GO): transcription by RNA polymerase II; transcription by RNA polymerase I; nucleotide-excision repair
Cellular component (GO): transcription factor TFIIH core complex; transcription factor TFIIH holo complex
Source: RefSeq, a predicted model, not a curated record
AUGGCGCCACCUCCUCAAGGGCUUGCCGUAUACAAGAAGAAAGAUGGGACAUUGAGUAUAUCUAAAGACGAAAAGUCAAUUCAAUGGUUACCUUUGAAGGCGGAUGGAGGGGGAGCUACGGUGAAUAUCGCGGUAGCAGAUAUUACAAAUUUGCAGCAGACACCCGAAACCGCUGCAAAGGUAAUGUUGAAAGUUUUUGAGAAGUCAGCAAAUUCCCCGGAAUCAGUGACCCAUCUUUUCCAUUUCAAUUCCCCUGCAAAUCCACGUGGGGAAGCGAAUGCUAUCAAAGAUGCCUUGACAAAUUUGAUUAGUGCGUUGAAAGCAGCGGAUUCAAAUGUGCCCAAGGCAAAUGGUUCUGGGCCUGCUUCGGCAGCCAUGGCAAUGGCGAGCGCCGUAGCAUCAAAGCCUGGUUCUGGGAAUGCCAGGUUUUAUGAUGAUGCUCAGUUGAAGACGGAUAUCGAGUUGCAACAAUCACUCAUGAAGAAGGAUCCAGCACUGCAGCGAACUUAUAUGGAAGCAAGACGGACUAAGCCAGACACGAUAUCAGAUUCCCAAUUUAACUCACAAUUUUGGUCGGCACGAACAAAUCUCUUGCGAGCUCAUGCAGUUGAAUCUAGCCAAAAAAGGGGUCCUUACAAUGUCUUGUCUGCCGUGAAACCACGCCAAGUUGAUGGGGAGCUGAAGAUGAAUAUCAGUGCGGAGCAAGUCCAACUAAUCUUCAGUCAACAUCCACUUGUCAAGAGAGUUUACGACGAGAAUGUUCCUAAACUCAAUGAGAUGGAUUUUUGGUCAAGAUUUUUCCUCAGUCGCCUAUUCAAGAAACUCAAGGGGGAGCGCAUUAGUGAACAAGAUAGUCUUGACCCUACUUUUGAUAGGUAUUUGAAUGCCAAUACUGAUGAUGGACUCGAUCGAAGACUCCUUUCUACUCACAUUCCUCACAUCAUCGAUCUUGAGGGCAACGAAGAGAACCAAGGGGGUAUCAGAGCAGGCAAUCGAAAGGACUUUACAAUGCGACCUGAAGCAUCAGGAAAAGUACCAAUUGUUCGAACUCUCAAUAGCUUGAGCGAGAAAAUCAUGGCUCAUGUUACCCCAUCUGAUGUAGAUCCCUCAGAUCCUAUCGGUAUGGAUGAGGAAACAUUCAAUUCUUUGGCAUUAAGAGAUCUUCAGGGCGAUGCAGAAGAGAACAGAAUCAUGCUCAACAUCAAAGAACAGAGCCAAUUCCUUUCAAGCGAAAAGUCUGCUAUAUCCGAAGAAGCCGCUCUUUAUGCAAAGCAAAUACCUUCCGAUGUUCUGCUUGGUUUGCAAUCUGAUCUCGACCCCACAUUAAUGGGCGCUGAUUCUGCUGGCGGUUUAGACCUACGGACAGCUAUCGGAGUGAAUGAAGAGAGUGACAGCGAGGAAGAGGAAAAACAUAAGACUCCUCAUGUUGGAAGCAAAAGCAGUUUUGUGGAUGCCCAAAAUCAAAUUUUCGAAGGGAUUGCAUCACGACGGACAGAAAUGGAUGGUUCUAGUACUACAUCCGCGUUAGCGGGUUUAUCGCAAAAGCUUUUUGAUAGAUUGACACUGACACAUGCCACUACUGUCGAAUUCCUUCAUCAUUUCUGGCUUAUAUUCCUUUCAGGAGAUCCUGAUCGAGCAGGUGAGCUUGCAAAGAUGGUUGAGACACUUGAUAGAGCGAUGGAUCGGAUCAAUGCUGUCGCAGCUGAUGCCGAACAUGAGAGAGAUGAGAUCAUCGAGAGACAGAAAGCACAUCUAAGAGAUGUUUGGGAGAAGACGGGGAAGAAAAUAAAGUGGAAUCCUGAUUCCGUUGGGGGAGGUUCAAAAGUAGUCGGAGAAAUGAUGCAACCUACCAUCAAAACUUUAGAGAAGGCAUCGAGGGAGUAUCGAAAGGCGUUAGCGGCUGAAGGUGUAGAGGGAACUUGA